Daphnia magna is the source of this 1695-nucleotide messenger RNA. RefSeq lists its product as uncharacterized. Gene Ontology annotation, biological process: DNA integration. The record is from RefSeq and is a predicted model, not a curated record. The transcript is spliced from 4 exons. Bases 1 to 1695 code for a protein of 564 amino acids. Gene Ontology annotation, molecular function: nucleic acid binding. NCBI's taxonomy places the organism in Eukaryota, Metazoa, Arthropoda, Branchiopoda, Diplostraca, Daphniidae.
AUGGCUCUCUUCAUCUCGACGGAUAUUGUCACGUGUACCAGAAGCAAAAUUGACAGCUUCAUCUUUGAUGUUAAAACCGACGUCAAAGCGAGUACUAAGCGUCGGAUCUUGAGUGCUGUGUCUACCUUGUAUGACUCACUGGGGUUUUUAUCACCAGUGAUCCUUAGCGCCAAAAGAAUUCUACAAGAAUUGUGGCUUGUCGGUGUUGACUGGGAUGACCAAGUUCCCGAAUGGAUAGCCACAAAGACAUGUCGCUUUCAGACGUUCGUCGCAAAUCGAAUAUCCGAAAUCUUAGAGCAUUUUCAACCAACUGAAUGGAGACAUGUCCCAGGAAUCAAAAAUCCAGCUGACGAGUGCAGCAGAGGACUUAUCCCUGAUGAGAUGAUGGAGAAUUACCAUCAAGGGGUAUCAGCCUCCAACUGGAUUGGGCUUGUUUACGGCCCCACUGAAGAAAAUAGGCUCCGCUCACUUUUGGAACGAAAUUCCAACUACGACGUAGUGAUGCAAAUUGUUUCAUGGAUCCUUCGUUUCAUUUCCAACUCGAAAUUGAAAUUGCUGGAUCGUGACAAAUCACGCAUUGGUGUCAAAUGCAUUCAGCACGCUGCUAAUCAUUGCAUCAAAUCUGCGCAAUUGGAUAUAUAUUCCGAAGAAAUAGAGGCUUUAAAGGAUAAAAAAUCUUUAAAAUUGAGUUCGACGCUGAUUACUUUAUCACUAUUUCUGGAUGAAGAAGGAAUACUGCGAGUAGGAGGUCGCUUGAAUUACGCCCCCCUUUCCUUCGACAUCAAGCAUCCCAAAAUCCUGCCUCACGAUCAUCCCCUCACGCGUUUAAUCGUCAUGAGAGAGCAUGAUCUCCUGUUUCACCCAUCUCCAGAAAGACUGCUCAGCUCAAUAAGGUCUCAAUAUUGGAUCAUUAAAGGACGAGUGGCUAUCAAAAGGUAUCUGCACAAGUGCUUUACUUGCAAACGCCAUAGAGCUACUCCCUGCAUUCCUUUAAUGGCCCCGCUUCCGCGUCAUCGUCUUAUUUCGUUCCAACGUCUAUUCACUCAUGUGAGUUUGGACUAUUUCGGCCCGUGCAACAUCACCAUUUAUCGUCGCAAAGUAAAACGAUAUGUUUUUCUGAUAACCUGUCUCAACACUAGAGCGGUACACUUGGAAGUUGCAGCCUCACUCGACUUGUCGUCUUUUUUUAUCGCCUUUGCUUCGUUCGCCGCCCAAAGAGGUCGCCCGUCAGUCGUGUAUAGCGAUAAUGGAACUCAAAUUGUUGCUGGAGACAAGGCAAUCCAACAAGGCAUCGAGCGUCUCAAGAAGCAAAACAUCGUUGGUCAAAUGGUGAAACAAGAAAUCGAAUGGCAUAUUUCACCACCAUUAGCGCCACAUUUCGGAGGCGUUUGGGAAAGUCUCGUAAAAUCAGCAAAGGUGGCUCUGGAGGCCAUUGUGGAAUCACGUCCUCUUACCGAAGAGCUUUUACGUGGUUUCGUGAUUCAGGCCGAAUCGUUGUUGAAUGGACGUCCACUGACCUAUGUCAGUGUGGACCCUCGAGAUCCCGAACCACUUACCCCUAAUCAUUUUUUGUUAGUCCAGAGCUCGCCUAACACCGAAGACGACGUCAUCGAGGACGAGAAACUGUAUUCUCGAAAACAUUGGGAAGCUUUGCAAGUCAUGACGACACAUUUUUGCCGCCGAUGGCUUCAAUAA